Molecule: messenger RNA, 1011 nt
Organism: Dromiciops gliroides (monito del monte)
Lineage: Eukaryota; Metazoa; Chordata; Mammalia; Microbiotheria; Microbiotheriidae
Gene: DGAT2L6
Product: diacylglycerol O-acyltransferase 2 like 6
Exons: 7
Coding region: 1-1011 (336 amino acids)
Biological process (GO): lipid metabolic process
Cellular component (GO): endoplasmic reticulum membrane
Source: RefSeq, a predicted model, not a curated record
AUGACUUUCGGCUUCACACUGGAUUUCCAGUCCGUCCUUCAGACCCUUUCGGUUCUCCACUGGAUCCCCCUCUAUGUGGUGUUAGGAGCGAUCCCCAUCAUUCUUGUGCCUGUCCUGCUAUUCACUAACUACUGGAUGCUGUCUGUGCUCACCUUAGGCUGGCUCAUGUAUGACUGGAAAACUCACAGUCGAGGCGGCAGGCGCUCAAACUGGGUGAGGAACUGGACCCUUUGGAAGUAUUUCCGAGAUUACUUUCCUGUUAAGCUGGUGAAGACUUGUGAGCUCUCCCCGAGUCACAACUACAUCAUUGCUGUCCACCCCCAUGGGAUCCUCUCCUAUGGGGUCUUUUGCAACUUUGGCACAGAUUCCACUGGCUUUUCGCAGCUUUUUCCUGGGAUCACCCCCUCUCUUGCCACCUUGGAAGGGAUUUUCUGGAUCCCACUUGUCCGGGAGUAUGUGAUGGCAAAAGGCAUAUGCCCAGUGAGUCACUCCGCCAUGAAGUACUUGCUAACAGAGAUGGGCUCAGGCAAUGCUGUGGUGGUGGUGGUGGGGGGAGCAGCUGAAGCCCUCCUGAGCCACCCUGGAAGUAACAACAUCAUCCUGAAAAAUCGCAAAGGCUUCGUGCGGCUGGCCUUCCACACAGGGGCGUCCCUGGUCCCUUGCUAUUCCUUCGGAGAAAAUGACGCUCACAAACAAGAGGUCUUCCCUGAGAGCACCUGGCUGGGGUUUUUCCAGAACUCUUUCCAGAGGAUAGCCAAGUGCAUCCUGGGCCUCAACUUCUGUACGUUCCAUGGUCGGGGCCUCACCAGGGACUCCUGGGGCUUUUUGCCUUUCAAUGUUCCCAUCACUGCUGUUGUUGGGGAGCCCCUACCGAUCCCCAAGAUUGAGAACCCGAGCAAGGAGAUGGUGGACAAAUACCACACCCUGUACAUCAAGGCCCUGCGGAAGCUGUUUGAUGAGCACAAGGCCCGAUAUGGGAUCUCAGAGACCCAGGAGCUGGAGAUCUUGUGA